AUGCCCGAGCGAAUUACAACCAGCAUUCCGGCCCAUUCGUCCCAUUCGUCCCAAGACAAAACCUCGCCACGGGCCAAGGCCGAUGCCGCGCGCGCCAUGGACCAUACCAUCUCCUGGCAGCCCAGCAUGCAGCGUCGCCAGAGCUGGAGUAAGGAGGACCAGAAGCACCAGCUGCAAAUGUCGACCAUGGACACGGCCAACAAGGCCCCCGGCUUCACCGAGAAGAGGUAG
This is a messenger RNA of Drechmeria coniospora, 231 nucleotides long. RefSeq lists its product as uncharacterized. Bases 1 to 231 code for a protein of 76 amino acids. Lineage: Eukaryota; Fungi; Ascomycota; Sordariomycetes; Hypocreales; Ophiocordycipitaceae. The transcript is spliced from 2 exons. The record is from RefSeq and is a predicted model, not a curated record.